CUGGAUAUCGUAUCCAUGCAUUCCUUUUGAAUUUAGUAUUAGUUUUAGUUCAGGCAAAUUCAUUUGUAUAUCAUUUGAUUUGAGCUCAUUUUGCUUGUGGUGACGGCGCGGCGGGUUGAAAAUAAAUAUAUUCGCAUAUUUCUUGGGUCAGCGGUUUUCUUAUUUUUUAUUUGAAAGGAAAAUAUUAAAAAUAUACAUUCUAGAAAAUAUUUGUUUGUGAUUUAAGAGUUUCUGUUAUUUUUUUUAAUCGAAAAGUAAAGCGUUACAUUACAGAACAAAAUGGGAUACACGAAAUACAUUCUUUGUGGAUUAUUUGCUUUUGGAAUAUUUGCUACAGGAUAUUCUAGCCCACACCCAGAAGAUGGUUCUUCGACAAGUAAUAACGGUGAAACCGUUCAAAACGAUCAAAGCGACGAUUACGAGUACGAAGAUCGGAAUUUGCCAGCAGAUCCAGUUAAAUCUACAGCUUUCAGUCCAAAAUCCACAAUGUUACCUUAUUUCGAUAUGAAAAUUGUUAGAAGAACUGUUAAGCCUGGCAGUAACAUAUCCCUUGAAUGUCCCGUAAAGAAUUUAGCAGAUACCAAUGUAAUUCUUUGGUUCAAAGGAGAAAAUACAAUAACGAACAAUUUGAAUGUAUUGGACAAUGCCUACGAAGUGGAAAAACACAACUUCAGUUUAAUUAUUAAGAAUGCUACAGAAACCUUUAAUGGAAUCUACUACUGCGAAAUUGCACCUCAGAAAAUAAGAUUGCAAACUAUUUUGAAAGUUACCAACGAAACCACACCUACAAUUCCAACUGAAUCUAAACUGCCCCAAGCCAAGGAAGCAAUUACUUCAACGAUGCCUGGUGCAGGCGCCUCUGAUCUAUCUGCUUUGGUCCCGCUAGUUCUGCUUUCGAUUUUGAUGUCUAAUUUGUCAAAACACAGAUGUUCUCCAUCAUUAUUAUAUUGUUGAAUGCUAUAAGUUUCUACUUAAAACACAUAUGUACAUACAUAUGUAUGUACAUAUAUGCUUAAUUAAUUUGUGUAAGUAAUUUAAAAACUAGAAUGACUUUUGUACUUUUCUUUUAUUUCUGCUCAGAAUCUAAUGUUUUCAGUAGAUUUUGUUGUUGAAAUAAAAGGAAAUUUCAAAACUCUAUAAAAUGACGUACCUGCGUCUGCCUGAUUAUUUUGAGUAAUUUAUUGUUAAUAAUAAAAACUAAAUCAAAUGAAAAGUAGAACUUAUUCACCAUUUAUUAUUGAUUAAAUUAAUUAUGGUUAGUCGUAAAAGUGAUUUUACUAAGAUAUGUUUAUUUUAUUAAGUCUUAAUAGUUUGAAUAGAUAUAUUUAAAUACAUAAGUACGAUUCACCAAAAAUAAAUAUACUUUAUGUAUCCAUAAAAGAAAAUAUUGCUAAGAAUGUUUUUUUUUAACGUUAAGUAGGUACAGUACAAUUUAUUAAUGAAACAAUUUAUUUAUAUAAAAAAAAAACAUAGAUGUAUUAUAUAAGUAUGAACAAAAAAUACUCUGAGUACAAAUUGGUUACUUAAAAAAUUGUAAUUAUAUUUUUAGUAAAUUAUUAAGUUUUGAAAGCCUUAUGAACUGAGAA
Molecule: messenger RNA, 1586 nt
Organism: Eupeodes corollae
Lineage: Eukaryota; Metazoa; Arthropoda; Insecta; Diptera; Syrphidae
Exons: 3
Coding region: 280-954 (224 amino acids)
Source: RefSeq, a predicted model, not a curated record